AUUACAAAAAACAUAUAUCAGGGGCUGAAUGAGUUAAACUUUAUCCAUUCAUGUUUGUUUCUUUAUCAAUUGAAUUUUCUGUUCAUUGUAGGUGACAAGCUGAUCCUGACAAGACCAGCUUCAGGAGUCUCCCCAGAGCCUGUUGCAGCUCCCAGAAAGAGAAAGGUCAAACCUUCUGGUUCAAACACCAAGAACAGACCUUCAACAAACUCUGGUCAAAGUUCACAAGAGGAAGCUCCCUACAGGACAGCCUCAGUGCAAGAUGCUCCUCUAAUCAAGUUUGACUCAUCAGAAUCGGAGCCGACAGAUUCUGAAAAUUUUGAUCCACUGGUAACUAAGUCUUCAGCGGAACGACCUAGAACACCCAGUGGCAGUGAGUGGCCUGGAAGCACAGUGGAUCAAUCUUUAGGAUCGGCUGCAGACAAGAGCAUGUCCAGGGAGGGUUCGGCCCAGGAUCUAUUUGAUCCUCUCUCGGAUUUGGCUGAUUUGUCAUUUUCUGACUCUGCUCAGAUGUCAAAAGCGGUGUCUUCUGGAAAAACUGGCCAGUUUGUUCGUAGUGACCCUUUGUCCAGCCGUAGGGAUAGCUCAGACCUUCUGAUGCAUGAGUGGUCUCUGUCUUCUUUGUCUAGAAGCCAUAUGUCCAUGCCUAGAGCAACACAGCCACUAAAAACGAGCUAUCCAAACAACCCUUUUAUACUUGGUCGCUUUCAAACCCCAUCUGCAUUGUCUUCUCCCUCUAAAGCAGGGAACUUGCAUAAUCUAGGCCAGACUCCCUAUCUGGGUUCAUACAUAGGUCAUAAAGUCUCAGAUUUCCACAAGACUAGUCAACUGCGGCAACCCUUUCGACCCUCCAGCUCCAUUCUCCCCCCUCCUCGGCAUCUCUCACCUGCAAGUUUAGCUCCUUAUACUCGCCCAACAUCUCCCAUGACACUUCAGAGUUCAGGAACCCUUCAUGCUGCUACCUCUACUUCCUCUCUCAACUCCCCUUCAAGUUCAGCUCAGCAUUCAACCACUGGACCAUCCAGCGGGAGCAACAAGAUGUCCUCCAUGUCAUUCUCAUCAGAGACUCAUGUGCAGAAUAAACCAGACUUCUUCAGUGACCUCUUGGACAUUGACUUUGGUAGCAGGCAAGUCACAUCCCCAGAGCCACAACAUGAAUUGAUCAGUGGAGAUCUGAAACAGUCGAGUUGGGAAACUUUUGAGUAA
Molecule: messenger RNA, 1206 nt
Organism: Candidula unifasciata
Lineage: Eukaryota; Metazoa; Mollusca; Gastropoda; Stylommatophora; Geomitridae
Source: the annotation of a GenBank genome assembly